Lynx canadensis (Canada lynx) is the source of this 1510-nucleotide messenger RNA. Its product is annotated as olfactory receptor 2W1-like. The transcript has a single exon. Gene Ontology annotation, cellular component: membrane. The coding region runs from base 1 to 948 and encodes 315 amino acids. The record is from RefSeq and is a predicted model, not a curated record. Gene Ontology annotation, biological process: G protein-coupled receptor signaling pathway. Lineage: Eukaryota; Metazoa; Chordata; Mammalia; Carnivora; Felidae. Gene Ontology annotation, molecular function: olfactory receptor activity; G protein-coupled receptor activity.
AUGGUCAACAAUAGCCAUUUUGGUGGAUUUAUACUCCUUGGAUUCCCAGGGCAGCCACAGCUGGAGAUGAUCAUCUCUGGGGUUGUCUUUCUCUUCUACACCAUUGCCUUGAUGGGAAACAUGGCCAUCAUCCUGCUGCCGUUAUUGGAUGAACGUCUCCAGACCCCCAUGUACUUCUUCCUUAGGAAUUUAGCCAUCUUGGAUCUCUGUUAUACCACAAAUAUAGUCCCACAGAUGUUGGCCAAUGUCUGGGGCAAAGACAAAAAAAUCUCUUUUGGUGGCUGUGCCUUUCAACUUUUCACUGAUGUGACACUAUGCACAGUGGAAUGUAUCCUUCUGGCUGUGAUGUCUUAUGACCGAUUCAAUGCUGUCUGCAAGCCUCUGCACUACAUGACCAUUAUGAACCCCCAACUCUGUCGAACCCUGGUGGCCAUGACCUGGGGAGUUGGUGUUACUAAUUGCAUGAUACUUUCACCCUAUGCCAUGAGUCUUCCCCGAUGUGGGAACCACCAUUUGGAUCACUAUUUUUGUGAAAUAUCUGCAAUGGUGAAGAUUGCAUGUGUGGACACCACAGCCAUGGAGGAAACCUUAUUUGCAUUAUGUUUUUUUAUUUUCCUCACACCACUCCUUCUCAUUCUGGUUUCUUAUGGCUUCAUUGCUGUAGCUGUGUUGAAGAUCAAAUCUGCAACAGGGAGACAGAAAGCAUUUGGGACCUGUUCCUCCCACCUCAUUGUGGUGUCCAUCUUCUAUGGGACUGUUAUCUACAUGUACAUCCAGCCAGGAAACAGUCCAUCUCAGGAUGAAGGUAAACUUCUCAGUAUCUUUUAUUCCAUUGUGACUCCCAGCUUGAACCCCCUGAUCUACACACUAAGGAAUAAGGAGUUCAAGGGGGCCAUGAAGAAGCUGAUUGGAAAAGAAAAACGUUCCUUGGAAACAACAGGACACUAAUAUCUUUUUAUGAGAAGUUUCCAAUUAAGAAAUUGGUCCUGUGUAACAUACAAAUCAUUGCCAAAUUAUUUUAGUAGUACUCAGCACCUAAAAGUGAAAAUUAUACCUAAAAUGUUGCUUAUGUUUCAGCAUCAAUGUCCCAAAUUGCCAAGGGUUGAUUCUAAACCAAGUAUGUCUCUCAAAGUCACCAGUUAUCACCUUUGAUCAGUCAUCCCCACCUGCAGCCAGAGAGCAGGCUGUAUGGAGUCCAAGCAUUGUACUGUGAGGGGAAGGAGGGAAGACUCUACCAAACUGGAUUCAAGUUAUAAUUUAUCAAAUAUCUUUAAAUUAUCAUGACACUUUAACAAAAAGAAAAAAGUUAAUGUUCUAACUAUAAGUUUUUACAUGACUACAAUUUGUUCGUGUGAAGACAAAAUCAUUUCUGUUCAGAUCUUAAAUGUUCCUGCCAUGUCUAUUUACUUUAAAAGAAUCUUAAUAUAUAAACUGGAUAAAAUAUAUUUCUACUUGUAGCUGUUUUCUGCCUGAAUCAGGACUUUCUCAAACUUAGCCUGUCAAAAUAAAA